AUGGCUUCAGCCAAGUGCCAAUUUGUCCUUGGCAUCAUCCUAGUGGUCUUUCUGGGCACGUGGCACGUGUCUUCAGCAGCGGAGGGGACAGCAGAGGUUUUGACACCCAGGGACAACCUUCAAAUCGCCAAUGCUGAGAAGACGUGCCACUUGGCCAACUUGUUUCUCCACUCCUUGGCAGAUGAUGACGGUGUGGCCGAACCCAUUGAUAUCCAUCCAGUGGAUGGGGGAAAGGUCCGGAAAUAUGCUGCAUCCUUGGACUACAGCGUGAAUGGUUUCCAUCUUCUGGCGACCGCCAGCCCACGGGAUAGUUGCAAACUAGAUGAAAUCAGUGAAUCCUCAUCCGCAGUGAUGUUAGAUCCAGGGGAUGCCAGAAAUUUAGAGAUCUUUGUCCUGGCGAAGCAUCACAAUAUUGAUGGCUUGGAUUCUCAAAAGUACCUACUGAAUGUGAGCCGAUUAGCUGGCAGCGAAACCGCUCUGAAAGAUGUCCACGUGCCUGGAGCUUACUUCGUGCCAGGGUGGAAGCCAGAGGUGAAACGCUUCACUGUCUACUUGAAUUUGGAGGAGGACUUAGUGAAGUUUCAGAUCCUGAAGCUGGACAACGGACAAGCAGUGAAGAUGGUGGCCGAACUUCAAGAGGUAACUGCGGAGCUUCCGGGGCGACGUUUGCAGGGCACGGAGGUGCUCAGCAUGCCACACAGCAGUCCCCAGGUUGGGGAGGCUCAGCAUUUGACGUCCACCUUGAUGACCACCUUGGACGUGGGCCACACGCGGGUGGUGCAGAUCCAGGUCACCUCGGCGGAUCGAUCUCGUGUGCACAACUACUACUUCACCGUGAAGCGGCCUCCCUGUCCGGUGGAUCGCCGCUUCUUCGACGGGCAGAGCCGUCGUUGCACGGACAUUUGUAAUGAAGGAUUCUAUGGAAGUAGCACCACAGGACGCUGCACUCGUUGCAUCGAUGAGCAGUGUGCCGUUUGCCAGGGACUUCACUGCAGUCUUUGCUUUGACGGCUACGAGCUCCAAAGUGGCCUAUGUGUUCCAAAAGGCAGUGGCACUGGUUUGGCAACCAUCAAUACCAUUGAGUCGGGUAUGUCUAGCUAUGCUUGGAAGCACCAGACAUUGGUGUUGGUUGUUGCAACUUCUGUGAUUGUUGUAUGCCUGGCGUGCUUGACAGCUUUGUGCCACUCCGGUGGUUUUCGACAUCGCAAAGGUUCGCUGCUUGGGGACGACGAUGACGAGGGUGAUGACUAUGAAUACUACCCUGGCUCCGGAAGAGGAUGA
Durusdinium trenchii is the source of this 1281-nucleotide messenger RNA. Lineage: Eukaryota; Dinophyceae; Suessiales; Symbiodiniaceae. The record is from the annotation of a GenBank genome assembly.